AUGGACGACGUAGCCAAACCCGAUACUCCCCUCUCUCCUGGUCAGUCAUCAGAGACUGCCAAACUCCACCCAGCCUCCACAGUUACCAACAUCAAAAAUCUGAUCCCCAUUCUCCUGGACAUGGAAACUGGUCAAUAUUUAUCUUGGUCAGAACUUUUCCGCAUCCAGUGUCGUGCUUUUAAAGUCAUUGACCACCUAAAACCUAAACCCGCAGCCACCUCCUCCACGUCGGAAAACCCUCCAGUCGAUGAAGAAUGGGAUAGACUUGACGCCAUUGUCUUGCAAUGGAUAUACAGUACUAUCUCCAAUGAUCUCCUCAACACCAUCAUACGCCCCGGAAAUACCGCCUAUGAUGCAUGGUCGACCCUGGAAGGCCUCUUUCAGGAUAAUAAAAAUGCGCGUGCAAUUCACCUAAUGCAGCGUUUUACCACCACUCGCCUCGAUGGUUUCCCUAAUAUGUCAGCCUACUGCCAGGCCAUAAAGUCUCUUGCGGAUCAAUUAGCAAAUGUCGGAGCACCUUUGGAUAACAAACGGCUGGUUUUGCAUCUUCUUGCGGGUCUCACGGAUCAGUAUGAGGGUAUCUCAACCAUCUUACAACAAAAAGACCCCACUCCCACGUUCUAUGAGGCUCGGUCUCAGCUGUGUUUAAUCGAAAGUCAAAAGGCGGAGAAAGCCUUGUAUGCCGCCACCACCGCUAACCAGGCACUAAACACCACAACCAACCGGUCCACAUCUCAGUCCCCGUCGCCACCUACUUAUCAAUCAGAUCAGACCCCCACACGCGGCCGCGGUCGCUCUAGGGGUCGCGGACGUGGCAGGUUCUCCGGUUCACGUGGACGCGGUCAGCAGUACGGCCAGUGGACUUCACCCACCACCUACACCUGGACUGUACCCACUGCCACCAACGGUGCUGGUACCUCUCCAACCCCUUGGCUCCAGUGGGCGGCCCCCCCUCCAUGCCCGUACCCCACCACUGCCAUCCCUCCUCCUCAUAACUCCGCUCAAGGCAUUCUCGGGCCACGUCCACAUCAGGGUCACCAGGCAACAUACUCCCCGACAGACAUUCAGCAGGCUCUUUACACCAUGUCUCUCCACCCUCCUGAGUAUCAACACGGAGUUAUGGAUACGGGAGCCACCAUCAGCAUGGACCCCAAUUCAGUUUGGUUUUCUUGUGAAGGACUACAAGACCCGGAUCCCCAUAAUCCGGUGCGACAGCAGCGGUGA
Helianthus annuus (common sunflower) is the source of this 1224-nucleotide messenger RNA. RefSeq lists its product as uncharacterized. The transcript has 2 exons. Bases 1 to 1224 code for a protein of 407 amino acids. Lineage: Eukaryota; Viridiplantae; Streptophyta; Magnoliopsida; Asterales; Asteraceae. The record is from RefSeq and is a predicted model, not a curated record.